AUGGAAAGUGGUUACACUUCAAAUAGAGGCCCUGAUCGUUUCCAAGAUUUUGACCCAUAUCCAUCUAGCAGGGAUGACACACUAGGACGUGGAAGGACACUCAGCAGGCCUGAACGUCACCUACCUGUUGCUCCACUGCUAUCUGGUAAAAAGGAAAAAGAUGACUCUUGGGACAGUUGGGUAAUAUUUUCUAGAGUAGUAACUUUUUGGGCACCGGGUGUAUUAUUAAGUUCGCUUGGUGGUCUUAAUGAUGCUCAAUCACAACAAGCAUGGCGUGAAAAAGUUGCUUUAUGCUUUAUAGCCGUUAUAAUGGGUGGAAUUGUGGCAUUUUUAACCGUUGGUUUUGCGUCUGUAUUAUGCCCACCAUCACAAGAGAAUAACCCAAAUCAAUUUUUGCGAUUCAACGAGUCUCCUGAGGGUUGGCAAUUUAAUGUCGUUAAUGCUAAAUCGACCCCAACUCUUAAUUUUUCAAAACUUAUGAUCGAACAAAAUGGUCAAGAUAUCACAAAUUUAUUUAAACGUAAUGAUCCUUCUCAGUGCAGUUCAAAACAAGUUAAACAAUAUACUAUUGUAAGAGAUUCAGUCUGUAGUCCAGAUAAUUGUGCUAACAGAACAUUUGAUAUUAGUGAUGCCACGUUUAAACAACUUAAUAUUUUUAACACAUCGAGAAAAGUUGGUUUUGAUUGGGAUCAACUUAAUGACCCUUUCUUGAAAAAUUAUUUGGUUGUAGAUGGGUUUCUUUUGAAUCUCAACCCAUACAUAUUGGCUAAUCCACCAAAUAAAUCCGACAUAUUAGAUACCGUUAUUCGUACAGUUUUAGCAGGCACUCAUGGCAAAGAUGCGACCCGUCUUCUCUUCGGCAGGGAUGAUAUGAGGGCCGCAGUCAAUUGCUUAAUUGCUAAAUACUAUGCUGGAAACAUUGAUAAGAAAACUAUUGGAUGCUUUACUUCUCAAUUAUUUCUAUACUUUUCGCUGACUGUAAUUUUAGGAAUAGUUCUGACUAGAUUUAUUAUGGCUUGUGUGUUCAAUUGGUUUAUAUCUCAUCGUCUCGCUCUCCCGCCAAAGAAUACUAAUAGGGUUGCACCUAUGCCAAUUAGUCAAUAUGGAAAUCAGGGUUCCAUUGGUCAUGCUAACGGUCAUGUUAAAACUUUGAACGAUGUCGGAAAUGACUUAUUUACUGUUUUGUUAGUUACAUGUUAUUCAGAAGGGGAAUUAGGUAUACGUGGAACUUGUGAAUCAAUGGCAUCUACUGAAUAUCCUGAUGAACGUAAAUUAUUGUUUCUUAUCUGUGAUGGUAUCAUUACUGGAAGUGGUGAAGAGAAAAGUACUCCUGAUAUUUGUGUUGGGCUCAUGGAGCUUGACCCAGCUUUCAAAGAUCCUCAACCUCAAAGUUAUAUUGCUGUUGCUGCGGGAUCUAAGCAACACAAUAUGGCCAAGGUUUAUGCUGGAUAUUUUGUUUGGAAUGGUCGACGCGUUCCUAUGAUUACUGUUGUAAAAUGUGGUACUCCUGCAGAAGCUGGCAAAGCUAAACCUGGUAAUCGUGGAAAACGUGAUUCGCAACUGAUAUUGAUGAGCUUUUUUAGUCACGUCACCUACAAUGAUCGCAUGUGUCCAUUGGAUUAUGAUUUAUUCAGGAAAGUUCAUCAUUUAAUGGGUGUUACUCCAGACUUUUUUGAAAUUGUGUUAAUGGUUGAUGCUGACACAAAGGUUUAUCCAGACUCACUAAGAUUGCUUAUCAAUUGCAUGUGUAAUGAUAAUCUCAUAAUGGGUCUUUGUGGUGAAACAAAAAUUGCGAAUAAGCGUACCUCAUUUACUAGUGCUAUUCAAGUUUUUGAAUAUUAUAUAUCACAUCAUUUGGGUAAGGGAUUUGAAUCAGUAUUUGGUGGUGUUACCUGUCUUCCUGGAUGUUUUUGUAUGUACCGUCUUAAGGCUCGUAAAGGUGACAGUGAUUGGGUACCAAUCAUUACUAAGCCGGAAAUUGUUCAAGAAUAUUCUCAGAAUAUUGUUGACACUCUUCACCAAAAGAAUUUGUUACUUCUUGGAGAAGAUCGAUUCUUAACUACCCUCAUGUUGCGUAAUUUUCCUCACCGUAAAAUGAUGUUCUGUCCACAAGCAGUCUGCAAAACUAUUGUUCCAGAUGAAUUUAAAGUCCUACUUUCUCAACGUCGUCGUUGGAUUAAUUCAACAAUUCAUAAUCUAAUGGAACUCGUUCUUGUCCGAAAUCUUUGUGGAACUUUCUGUUUCUCGAUGCAAUUUGUUAUAUUUAUGGAACUUAUCGGAACUGUGGUUCUUCCAGUUGCUAUCUUGUUGACAUAUUCAUUGAUAGUAAACUCUAUUUUAAAUCCACCGAAGGAAUUUGCUGAUCUUAUUCCUUUAUUAAUGUUGGUAAUGGUCCUUGGAUUACCAGCCGUAAUGAUUUUACUUACCACUAGAAAGUUGGUUUAUAUCGCGUGGAUGGUCGUUUAUCUUUUGGCUUUACCCAUAUGGAAUUUUAUAUUACCAACUUAUGCAUACUGGCACUUUGAUGAUUUUUCUUGGGGUGAAACGCGAAAAGUCGAUGGAGAAACCAAAGGCGACGAUCACGGUAAAAAGGAAGGUCAAUUUGACUCUUCUAAAGUUCCUUUGAAACGUUGGGAAGACUGGGAGCGCACACGACUGCGACGAGAGCGUCGUAGCAAAGAACGUCAGCAAUCAACCAAAUAUAACAAUAAAGCUUUGACAGCUGAUGAUAAUACAAGAUUGUUAAGAAGUGGGCAUGAUGAUGUAUAUUAUUCUGAAACAGCGUCUAAUCAUUCCGCAUCAUCCACUCAAGAGGUCGAACAACCAACACAAUUUUACAAUUACAAUUUAACACAACAAUCAAAUCCUGCACAAUAUGGUUAUUAUCAACAAGAACAAUAUAAUUAUAAUAUACGAAAUGAUAGAGGACCGCAUAGUGAUCAAUAUAACCCUGCUUAUCGACAAAAUCAAGGACAAUAUUGA
Molecule: messenger RNA, 2982 nt
Organism: Dentiscutata erythropus
Lineage: Eukaryota; Fungi; Glomeromycota; Glomeromycetes; Diversisporales; Gigasporaceae
Source: the annotation of a GenBank genome assembly